Molecule: messenger RNA, 7192 nt
Organism: Limanda limanda (common dab)
Lineage: Eukaryota; Metazoa; Chordata; Actinopteri; Pleuronectiformes; Pleuronectidae
Gene: lrrc8ab
Product: leucine rich repeat containing 8 VRAC subunit Ab
Exons: 4
Coding region: 228-2603 (791 amino acids)
Molecular function (GO): protein binding
Source: RefSeq, a predicted model, not a curated record
UAGCCGAGCUGCUAGCAUCAGCAAACACUACGUCUCAGAAACCACCGGUGUUCAGAGCUGCGUUGGAUUUUGGUCGCAGCCCCGCAAACCUUAUCUUCUAUUGAAACCUCAUGGCGAUGAGCGUGGUGAUGUUUAACCAAGAGCUCUGGAUACACAGAGAGUGGCUGGUCCACCAGAGACACCAGCAGACACCGGAGCACAGAUAACAUCUUCCACACCGAUAAACCAUGAUCCCCAUCACUGAGCUGCGGUACUUUGUGGACACUCAGCCAGCGUACCGCAUCCUGAAACCAUGGUGGGACGUGUUCACCGACUAUAUCUCCAUUGUUAUGCUCAUGAUUUCCGUGUUUGGAGGGACAUUGCAGGUCACCCAGGACAAGAUGAUCUGCUUGCCCUGCAAAUGGGUGGUCAAUGAGACCUGCAGGAAGAACUUCAAUGCCUCGCUGUUCCUCGAGCCCAAAGGGAUCCAGUAUGAUCUGGACCGCCACCAGUACAACUAUGUGGACGCUGUGUGCUACGAGAACAGAUUGCACUGGUUUGCCAAGUAUUUUCCCUACCUAGUAUUACUCCACACCCUUAUUUUCCUAGCAUGCAGCAACUUUUGGUUUAAGUUUCCACGGACUAGUUCCAAACUAGAGCACUUUGUGUCCAUCUUGCUGAAAUGCUUUGACUCCCCAUGGACAACUAGGGCACUGUCAGAGACGGUGGUCGAAGAGAGUGACCCAAAACCAAUGAAGAUGAACGGCUCAAUGGACCAUAAGGAGUCCGUCAUCAGUGAGGAUGUUGAAGCAAGUGUCCCUAUGCUCCAAAGGACAAAGACGCGCUUAGAGCAGGGCAUUGUAGAUCGGACGGAGACGGGGGUUCUGGAGAAAAAAGAGGGCGAACAAGCAAAAGCCCUGUUUGAAAAAGUGAAAAAGUUCCGUAUACACGUUGAAGAGGGGGACAUUGUGUACAGGCUGUACAUCCGUCAGACUAUCAUCAAAGUCAUCAAGUUCAUUUUGAUCAUCUGUUACACAGGGUAUUAUGUGCAUGAUAUUAAAUUUAGCGUUGACUGUUCGGUAAAUAUCGAGAGUCUGACGGGUUACAGCGUGUACCGCUGUGCUCAUCCGUUGGCCACACUUUUUAAAAUCUUAGCCUGUUUUUACAUUAGCUUAGUGGUGGUGUAUGGCUUGAUCUGCAUGUACACACUUUGCUGGAUGCUCCGGCGCUCUCUAAAGAAAUACUCCUUUGAGUCAAUACGGGAAGAGAGCAGCUACAGUGACAUACCCGAUGUGAAGAAUGACUUUGCAUUCAUGUUGCACAUGAUCGAUCAGUACGACCCUCUGUACUCUAAACGCUUUGCCGUGUUCCUCUCAGAGGUGAGCGAAAACAAGCUGAGGCAGCUGAACCUUAACAAUGAGUGGACAUUGGACAAGCUGAGGCAGAGGAUAACUAAGAACUCUCAGGAGAAGCUGGAGUUGCACCUUUUCAUGCUAAGCGGCAUUCCAGACACAGUGUUUGACCUGAUGGAGCUGGAGGUCCUUAAACUGGAGCUCAUCCCAGAUGUCACCAUCCCCCCGAUCAUCGCCCAGCUGAUCAACCUGCGGGAAAUGUGGCUCUAUCACACACCAGCAAAGAUCGAAGCUCCAGCUCUGGCAUUUUUGCGCGAGAAUUUGAAGUCCCUUCACAUCAAGUUCACUGACAUCAAGGAGAUUCCCUUAUGGAUCUACAGUUUAAAGAAUCUGAGUGAGCUCCAUCUGACCGGGAAUCUUAGUGCGGAAAACAACCGUUACAUUGUCAUUGACGGGCUUCGGGAGCUCAAGAGGCUCAAAGUUCUUCGUCUGAAGAGCAAUCUCACCAAGCUACCUCAGGUGGUAACUGACGUGGGCAUGCACCUCCAGAAGCUCUCCAUCAACAACGAAGGCACCAAGCUGAUGGUGCUCAACAGCCUGAAGAAGAUGGUGAACCUGACUGAACUGGAGCUCAUUCGCUGUGAUCUCGAACGCAUACCGCACUCGAUCUUCAGCUUGCACAACUUGCAGGAGAUCGACCUGAAGGACAACAACCUGAAGACCAUUGAGGAGAUCAUCAGCUUCCAGCACCUUCAUCGGCUCGUCUGCCUUAAGCUCUGGUACAACCAGAUUGCCUACAUUCCCAUUCAGAUUGGCACCCUGACACACCUGGAGAAGCUGUACCUGAACAGGAACAAGAUUGAGAAAAUUCCAAGCCAGUUGUUUUAUUGCCGCAAGCUGCGCUUCUUGGACCUGAGCCACAACAACCUGACCUACAUCCCUACAGACAUCGGAACCCUGCAGAAUCUCCAGUACCUGGCAGUGACCGCCAACAGGAUUGAGAGUCUACCAAAUGAGUUGUUCCAGUGCAAGAAGCUUCGCACUCUGAAUUUGGGGAGCAAUUGUCUGCACACUCUGCCAUCGAGGUUCGGAGAGCUGACCGGUUUGACACAGCUGGAACUGAGAGGAAACCGUCUAGAGUGUCUGCCGGUGGAGCUGGGAGAGUGCCGACAACUGAAGAGAACCGGACUUGUGGUGGAGGAGGACCUCUUCAACACGCUUCCCACAGAGGUUAAGGAACAGUUGUGGAAAGUCGACAAAGAACAAGCUUAAACAGGUCAAAGUGUCACUGUUAGUGAAAAUGGAUACCCCCCGACUGGGCCCCAACACUGGAGGAAUACUGGAGGACAUAAUGUCCCACAGGGCUGGCUAAAGGCGGCGGUAAACCUGCCGCAGUGUACUGCCCGAGAGGUUGGGUGAUCGAGAACCAGUGCCAGUUUGGCAAAACCAAAAUACUAAGUGUGGUAGCUUCUGGUUGUUCUCUAAGUUCCUUACUGUCCAGUAGAUUAUUUCUCUUCCCUCACACUCAACCCCUCAGAAUUAUUCUUUUCAGCAAUAAUGUAGCAGGUGCCAUUGUUAUUUUGUUAUCCUUCUCAAUUGUGGUGAAGAAGUUUGAAUACUUAAAAAAUGUGGGUUAACAGGAAAUGGAAAUAAUAGAAGUUUCCAAUAGGGUUGGGCUGAUGGACGAUGGCUGUGGGCCCCUCCCCCGCUCGACACCGACAGACGGUUGCAGACUGACAUGCACAGAUUCUCCACUAUAGUUUUUACUAUACUACGAUUUCAGAGUCGACUAUAACCUAGAAAUUCGCCAGAUAUACACCUGAGCCGUAGAACUGAUGAAUAUAGAGGCUAUGCUACUUUAAGGAGUAUCAGCCUGACGCUUGGGCCUUUUCUAAUGGAACAACUUGCUUUUCAAUUUUGCACACAUGUUGACAGAUAGGAGCGGCCACACUGAAGCCGUGCUGCUAAUCUAGAGAUGAGAGGACUCACCGAUCUUUUGCAUACCACACGCGGGUCAUAGCAAAUUAGAGUAAAAAAUGAUUUUCACCACAGUUUUAGGAAAAUCACCACAAUUAUCUGUUGAUCGUGUCACAAACCUAAAUGUUUGCAACACAUCUUGUACCCAUUUUAAAAAUAAAAGCACUCCAGCGUGUCUGUUGACUGAAUCCAUUCAUUUGUUUUAACAAGGAUUUGAUUGUUGAUGAACCAGAAGAACAGGGCUUGAUGCGUCAUGGCAUUUAGUUGAGUACACAAUCCGACUUUUAUUCAAGGAAAUACAGUAGUUCUACUAUAUAUUAUAAACCGCAGCAGACACGCCAGUAUGAACAACAGCAGGAAACCAGUGAAUUCUGCCGUUCUCUGCUCUUCCCGUCUUAAACAAAUAGCCUCCUGAUCGUUUUAUCGUUACUAACCCUUUUGACAAUAGCCCCCCUUCUUUCGGCAUCGUCCAUUUGCCAUUUAAGUUAACAUCGUCCAACCCUACUUUCCAAUAUUUAUUUACCCAAAGCAUUAGGUGUUGUCUAAUCAAGAGUGAUCAUACUACUGAGAUUAUUUGUCCAGGGAAAUCCAGAAGUAGAAAAGUGAUCUGAGACCUCUCCCUCCAAACACUUGCCUCAGUGUUUUUGAUCUUUGUUAAAUUCCUAACUGUACUGCAGCAUGCAUAAGUAAGAAUAUGAAAUUGGUUAAGGCAAGAGGCUGAAACUCUUUAUAAUGAUAGGAAAAUAAUAAGGUAAUAUUCACAACAAUUUUAUUCUAGUUGUAUGGAAUGACCUGUAUCAAUCACAAGCAUACUACACAGUCAAGUUAGCAAUUGUACAAGUUUGAAUCAGAAGUUUGGCUCUUUCAUGGAUUUGAUGUCUAUCAGUUGUCCAGAACUGACCUGAAACAAGUUUUAGCUCGGGUGUGAAGUGAGUCUCCUUCAGAGGGAAGGUUUUGCUUAAAAAAUGUUGAAAUGAGAGCAUGAAACAAAAUCCCUGUCACAAACUCCUUGUCUGUGAGUAGUUGUUGGACGAGGUGGGAAGACGAGGGUCGUUGAGGACUCACAGGAGGAGGUGUGGUCUGAGGCUGGCCUGAGUUUUGAUAGAAAAACUUUUCUCUGUGAGGAGCAUUACAGAACAUCAACGUGCACACAGUUAAGUUAGUGAAGCAUCUUCUGUCAUUAUGCUAAUGAGUGGGAAUGUGAGCAUGGCCACGCUGCAUUAAAAAAGUUAGUUUGCAAUGAGUUGCACAAAAAAAAAAUGAACAAAUCUAGGGGAAAUGCUGACAAGCUUUGAAACACAAACCCUUUAUUAGUUUAAUAACUAUGCUGUCUUGGAUGUGAUGGUCUACAUGUAAACACUGACAGUCGAGUUGUAAGACAAUGACACGUCUUUACAUCUGUUAUGAGCACCUGGCCAUUCAUGUAAUGUUCACGUAACAUUGUAAUGUCAUGUUUGUAUCUAUAAGGAAAUUAUCAUUUUAAAAUGACUAAAAUGCAUUAGUAUAUUGAGCACACGUGCCUGAGUUUAAAGCCAUCGUCAUUGUGAUCAAUAUCAAGUGAGUUGAAUUAUAAUUGUAUCUAAUUUUUUAUGGGAAAGAAAGAACAUUGCAAUAGGCUCAUUUUAGGUGAAUAUUCCUGUUUCGAUAAUGGUCCUUUAAAAAUAACAUUGAAACACUUCACUGCUUUCCACCACGUUAAGAUAGCAAGGUGUCAACAACACCUCUGAAAAUACUUCACUUUAAAACCAACACCUGCGGGGGCUCAGACACAUGCAUUUUCUAUUUCAACAACACAGGCACUAGACUGCGUUGGUCUGAAACCAAUUAAGACACGUGUCGUUAUUGGCACCGCUUUGCAUGGGGUGUAAAAUAAAUGUUCUAAUAUGGAAGCAUAGCAGUGGAGUUAAGAUUACUGUUCAUAAAGUUCAACAAGAUCCCUGCCAAGGAAAUAAUAAAGACAAAAUGCUAGAAAAGAAGAAAAAAAAGAUUCCUAGAGCCAUAUUUACGAAGUAAUAACUUGUAAUUUGAACUUAAGAGAUAGUUAAGACUAACUUGUCAACUUGAUUAAGUGCCAAGCUAGAGCAUCGGCUGCAUGUUCUCAAAGCAGAUGAGGCAGAAGUGUAAUAAGAAAAACACGUGUGUCUAUGAGAACUACAGUGACACAUGUAAUCAAGCUUCACAAUGUUUUCUUAACCUAUCACAGUUUUUACUUGAUUUAUAAUAAUUGAGAAGAUGUUAUGAUCAUGUUUAUAUAUAUUUGUUUUUGUGUCCCAUCAUUAUUGGGCUUCCGUACGCUCCAGGUCAGGCCGUGUCAUUGUUACCAUGUUUGUUUCUCUGGUUUCAAACUGUGAUCAUUUCUAGAGAGAAAGUUUCAGACUUUUUGCCUUCGACAGACUUUUACUUCACUUGUGUUUUGUUGCCACCGUUCGAGCGUGAUGCUCAAACUGUGGAAUUCAAGAUCAAUGCAGAGCUCCGACACAGUUCAACACACAAAAGGGGCUCCUGUGUUUACUCUGAGAAUUUAAAAUAACAACCUUCAGUCUGCGUUUUAAUAAACUUAACUGCAAGAAAACUCCAAACAGUUGCAAUAUACAAUAACUGGGCUCAAAAACAUUGGAAUGGUUAUUGUGCAUGUAUUUCAUGAACAUUUGAAACUAUCCUUUAUUGUGCAAUAUUGCCUUUAUUUAAACUAUGUAAACGUCAGUGGUGAUGUCGUUUUCUGAUGAGCAUGGACGUUUAUUUCUGUUGCGCUCUUUUUAACGAGGUGAUGGUGAAUUUCAAGUCGAGUUGAUUAGAGGAGAAUGCUUUUGCACUAUAGCGCCUCUGCCACAUGUCACAUUUAGGUCAAUGCAAACACUGGUAUACAGCUUACUGAAUACAGUGCAUGUUUUCUGAUAUGGGAAGGUUGAAGAGAAUGACUGCCAUGAGAUUAUACAAGUAUUUGAUUAAUAUAAUACGUUUGUUUUUUUAUCUACACAUAAAAAAUACACUAAGUUUGUCCCCUUUUCCUUUAAAUCCCGAACUAGAGCAUUUCAAAUGUUUUCCCAGAACGCCUCAGCAAUACGCCACAGAUUAAGACAAUCAACUUUAAAGCUGACAUCACAAGUGUCAGAUGUAAAGUCUUGUAGUGAGAAAACUGCAAGUAAAUGGUCAGUAUAUUAAAAAAAAUCACAGUGUAGGUGGCUAGUAAAGUGAUUUAAGUAAAUAGAUUUUUGUCUCAUUGUCAUUGAUGAUAUUCUUUUUGUAUUUUCCGACAUUUCUUUAUCUUUUUUUAUUUUUUUUAUUUCGACAGCUAUUAGUAUUAUUAUAGUGAAACUAAAUUUCUCAGGAAACCAGCUGUACUCACUUCUCUUAUGAGUUGAUUGCCUUUUUUUUUAUUGCACCGGGUUUUUCUUAUUUAUUUAAACAGUUGUGAUAACAUUUUAUAUGCAUUUCUACACAUUAUUUUCUAGUUUAGUGUAUUUAAUAUCGACUGCUGGUUUAAAACAAAAAGAUGUUUGUGUUUUAAAGAAACCACUUGGUUUAACCUUGAUUCUGUGUUGUUUUUUUUGUUUUCCAUCAAUGACUGGGUUUUAAUUUAGCUGUUGUGUCUGAAUUGUUUGAAUUGUGAUUAUUAGCACAGAUGGAAGUGUUGUAUGAGAGCUUUGUGUGUGUUUCAACAUCCCCCCAUUUCCACUCAAAUCAUAGGUGAUGUAGAUACAUGAUUUUGUGCAGUGAUUUUAUCAUUAUGAUUCUUAUUAUUUGCCAAAAUGUUUUCAUUGUUAAAGGAAAUCAUUUCCAGUCUUGGCCUGUCUGACUAUGAGUCAGGUUCCUGUUCGGACAUUUGUCUCAUCCUCUUGUACACCAUCCCCUGGGGUAAAGUUAAAUAAACUUGGUUGACCACA